Molecule: messenger RNA, 3384 nt
Organism: Perca flavescens (yellow perch)
Lineage: Eukaryota; Metazoa; Chordata; Actinopteri; Perciformes; Percidae
Exons: 5
Coding region: 156-1274 (372 amino acids)
Biological process (GO): regulation of DNA-templated transcription
Cellular component (GO): cytoplasm; nucleus
Source: RefSeq, a predicted model, not a curated record
UAGGUCAACUGGCAGGGGGCGCUCUGCCACCAGGUAGCUGCUGACAUAAGACAUGACGGCGACUGUUACUUUUUACUUUUUUUCUUUUUUACACCAACGUGAGGAGCUAAAUGCCACUUUUUAUCUUCGAGAUACGAAAUUGAAAAAAGUCAACCAUGAACUUCAAUGUAGGACAUCGUGUGAGGUGCAGGCAGCCCACCGUGCCCCCUUUCUCCAACAGGACCCUGCACCACCCAUCUUUCCUGCCUGUGUACAUGGCUACAGAGUUUGCACACCAUCGCACCGACUGUAACAACCAAACAGUCCAUCCCAUCACCCCGGCGGAGUUCUUCUACACUGAUCCCACCAUGAGCUGUGGGAGGAGGAUCCCCAACAUGGUGAGUGAGUUGAGGGUUUCCGAUUGCUUCCAGCUCAACACUCCGCCACCAGUUAUGUCUGCCUGCCCAGCUCCACCAACCCGCCCAGACCCAUUCAGAUCAGAACCACACCCCACCAGGGAUCUGGGCAGCCUCACCUUUAAAAUAAAUACUCUCCACCCUCCAGUGCAGCCAAGCUGUGUUAUCCUCCAGCUUACCCAGGAGGAGGACCAGGCCAUUACUAACCUCCUGAAACUGCACCACCAACAGCCUAUACAGAGUGAUGAGACCCUUGCUGCUCUGCAAAUGGUCUCUUCCAGUGUAGAGUUGAACCCCAUCUCAUUCCUUCACCCUGACCUUAUGGACUCCACUUCAGCUGAGGAAGUAUACAAGCCCUUCUGUAGUGAUGAGCAGUAUCCCAGGCAGCAGGGAAGGUCUUGGUCGGAUACGGAGCUUGAGGCAGCUAACACCCUCCUGAGUUGUUUCAGCCUGAUGGAGGAGGACAUCUGGGGCCAAAACCACAGUAAAUCGGCAGUAAAACGUUCUGAUCCUCUGCUUUACCAGCAUCACAGGGAUUCAUCAAUAAGCACUGAAACCCCAAAAGGAUCUGAGACUUUUCCUGCAUUAACAACUGCUGAUUGUACUCAAAACGACAUUGGCUACAUCGGCUUUAGUUGUGCCAGGGAAUAUGGAGAACCAGGCUGGAGGGAUUUUGGGUUUGUGGUGGGAAGGAGAGAUGAUGUUCAUCUGCCCGUUCGUGAGUCUACACUGUCCUCAGACUCCAAGUCAAAAAGCACAUCAGGCGCCUCUGGAGAUUUUUUAGACAUGAAGGAGCGUAUGCUGUCAGAUUCUGAGGGAGAUGCUGUGCAAGUACUCCUGAGCCUCGGAGACAUGGGAGCAUUGGAUAUCGUGCAGUGAAUGUCCGUCUUAAACCUGAAGGUCUUGUCCCUGGGUCACAAACCAAAGGAUUGACAACUUGUGGCCUGGUUGCGCUACAAGGAAAAGUCAGAGGAUCACCAAGGGUAGAUCCUAAAUCGGAUCUGCUAGAAUGGUCUGCCUCACCCUUUCUUGGCAGUGAUGACUAGCAGGUCAUUGAAGAGGAAGAGGUAGACGGGGGUGAACUUUGCCCUCAUGUUGAAGAUGGUUCCUCCUUUGGACAUUUCCUGCAGCUCUCCCUUCUUCUCCAAGUAUCGUGUCUGAGAGAUGAUCGGGAUGGCCUGGAGAAGACACCAGCAAAAGUAGGAACAUUAAGCUAUUUUUGAAGUAGCUCAAGUCCAACUAAAACACUGACAAAAAUCAUGCACACAUUUAGUGUGUGUGUGUGGGUGUGUGUUUACCUUGAGCUUGUCAAACUCCAGUGUUUGAGAGACAUGGAUCAACUCUUCCAUCUGUCUCAUUUUUCCCACCUGUGUGUUACACUCGUCAAUGAUCUGUGUGUGAUUAUGAGAGUGGGAAAAAAAAAAAGAGACCUGAUUAUGUAAUAAACAAAACUGGCUACAUCUCACUGGGAGUGUCAGGUUCACUCCUUGGACAAAUGUCUCCCUGUUUGAGCAAACUCGAACGGCCAUUGUCCUCAGUGAAACGCAUGGCUCCCUGUCACUGUCACAGAGCUCACUAAAAUAGGAAAGCAUUCACUCAGACAAUGGCUGACGUCAAAUAUCCGGAGGCGUGCAAAGCACUCCGAGUCCGAUUACAUGGAUGUGUAUGCAGAAGAGAGGGUGAAGAGUGAGGGGCGUUUACCUUCGACACGGAAGCCAAAGCCUUGGAGGCUGUCUGCUCCUCUUUCGUCCUCUCCUUUGUUCUCUUCAGGAUGUUCUGAAACGACAAACAGCUACUUUCUAUUUCUGCAACAGGCAAACAGCAGGAUACUUUUUUUUUUCUUUUUUUUUUUUUCCAUCUAAAUGCAAACAAGGUCGGGAGGUAGAGAAAGUGUGUGCCCGUGACUUUGCUCAUAGGUCAAGAGGCAGUGACAGUGUUUUAUGCUAUUCUGUUGAUUGUUUGGAGCAUGUGAUGCAAGGCAUAUCAAUCAACAGAAUAACAUAAAACAAGACGAGUUUGAGCGGGGGGGCAUUUACGCUGGAAUGAGGACAUUCCGCAAAGCAACACGCAGGAAAUGAAAAGGUUCAGGUAUGCAGAAUGUACUGUGGCAUUCUGUUUAGUCUUUUGAGGAAAGAAUUUAAAGGGUGUAAAGGCUAACUGCAUUGUUGUCACAUAACAGUGACAUAACUGUGACAGCAAAAGCUAGCCUGGCUCUGUCCAAAUUAAAGGAAACACUUGUCACGUUGUGGUUAUUCAGGGGACUUACGUGCUGGAACUAUUUAUUGCGAACAGUAGUCGGCAGAAACAGAGCCAGGCUGGCUGUUUUCCCGUGCUUCUAGUCUUUAUGCUAAGCUAAGCUACUCUACUUGUUGCUGGACUCAUUAGACUACUGUAUGUUUAAUAAAAAAAUAAAAAAAAAAUAAAAAAAAAAUCAUUUCUACAGCAACAUUUUAACUCUCACUUCAAUGAGCAUUUUGAUGCGUGUUAUUCGCUGGAAGGGCAGCAGCAAGAAGGACAUGAAGGGCAGCCGCUGGCAUUGAGGCGACUCUUGGAGACGAGUGAUGACCGUAGCAAACUGCGGAUUGUUCUUCCUGUGGACACACAUACAUGCGCAUACAAGCACACAUCAAUGGUAUGUAAUGCAGCUGUAAUGCUCAUAUACUUGUGAAAUGGAGAAAAGGAGGAAGGAAAGUGAUAAAACAACAUCUUGACAAUCAAUGCUUGCUUUUAGUUUUUUUUCUGACAUGUACAAGUUGCUGUGGAUGGAUACAACCUAGGCGAAAGGAAGGUUUUCCCAACUUAUCUGGAAUCCGGGAAACAAAAUAGGAACAAAUGACAAUUUUAGAGAAUUCCUUACAAGAGGGAGGUGUAGGUCUUAUCCUGAUAGAUCUGGUUGCGGACGUAGUCGAUGUAGGCUGGGAAGUUGUGCUGGGCGUGGUAGUGGAUAAUGUCACAGAUAUCAGGAAAGACCAGGUCCUUGAAUAUGCGU